AAUCAACAYAUCAAAAGAUUUUACUCUUUGAAAAUGAUCGGUAAAACGUUGGUGGUUGCUUUAAUACUGCUGGAAUCAUUUUUAAUUGCCGAAGACCAACUUGAACAGUCAGCUGUGCAAGAAUGGUCCUUGGAGACCUGUGAGGUGAAAAUUACUAAAGUCGGAUGCUACAAAGACGACAUUGUUGCACCAAGACCACUUCCAAGGUUAAUAAUAACAGACAGGGAACGUAAUAUUCCAGCAUGGGAUGGCCAUAUGUUUGACUGGGACAAACCUGCAAAGUCGAUGAGGAGCUUAGCCUGUCGUUGCGCCAAGAARGUGUUAAAAAUGGGAUAUUCACACUUUUCCCUUCAGUAUUAYGCUGAGUGUAGAAGUGGUAAAAACGCCAAUGCGACAUUUUCUGAUGACGGUCCGUCCGAUCAAUGCUUUGAUGGUAGUUUCAAGUCAUGUGAUCAAGGGCCUAAUGUUCCAUGUGCUGGAGCAGAACGUACUAACUUCGUGUACAUAGCAACGGAGAAACCUACUUUGCCAACAACACAAGCAACUGAAAAACCUACUUUGCCAACAACAAAAGCAACUGAAAAACCUACUUUGCCAACAACACAAGGUCCUACUUGCCUAGAUCAAUAUCCUAUUUGCAGUCAUUACGCUGAAAUUGGUCUUUGCACUGAGGAAUUUCCCCUUGUGCUUCAGUAUUGUCGAAAGUCCUGUCAACUAUGCUGAAAAGAUAAACCAAUGACCUGGUGAACAGAUCGAUAACGAUUCGUUUCAGAGCAGGAGAAGUUUUUAAAGAUAAAAGAUUUUUCUCGAUUUUCGCAGUACUCACUUAUAAAGCUAUUGAUAUGUUGAAAUAAAGCACCAGGA
Molecule: messenger RNA, 864 nt
Organism: Exaiptasia diaphana
Lineage: Eukaryota; Metazoa; Cnidaria; Anthozoa; Actiniaria; Aiptasiidae
Exons: 8
Coding region: 34-723 (229 amino acids)
Source: RefSeq, a predicted model, not a curated record